Setaria italica (foxtail millet) is the source of this 1797-nucleotide messenger RNA. Its product is annotated as mitogen-activated protein kinase kinase kinase 18. Gene Ontology annotation, molecular function: ATP binding; protein kinase activity. The coding region runs from base 307 to 1797 and encodes 496 amino acids. Gene Ontology annotation, biological process: protein phosphorylation. Lineage: Eukaryota; Viridiplantae; Streptophyta; Magnoliopsida; Poales; Poaceae. The transcript is spliced from 2 exons. The record is from RefSeq and is a predicted model, not a curated record.
UUUAUAGCUACAAAAAAGAUCAGGAAGCAAAGAUGCAUGUGCCGUCAGGGUGACGCGGGCGGAAAGGGUUGACGCCGGCAGCGGCAAGGUAAACUGAGGGGAGGCGCAGGCCGUCGUUGAUUAGCCGCCCGAGUCGCGCCCGCGCGCGCCGCGCGUUCCCACCCACACGAGAACGAGAGCUCGCACCACACCACACGCCGUUCAAUUCAGCUCAAGCACCAAACAAAAAGACCACCACAACAUCGCAAAGCAUCAAGCGAGCAACCAACCACAGAGGAAAGGAAGAACAAGAACCAAGAAGAAGGCAUGGCGGCGGGUGCCGUGAGCGGGAACUGGAGGAGGCUCCACACGCUGGGCCGCGGCGCGUCGGGCGCCGUGGUGUCCCUCGCGGCGGACGGCGCGUCGGGGGAGCUGUUCGCGGUCAAGUCGGCGGCCGCGGCCCACGCGGCGGCGGCGCUGAGGCGGGAGCGCGGGGUGCUGGCGGGUCUGUCCUCGCCCCACGUCGUGCGCUGCGUCGGCGGCGCCGAGGGCGCGGACGGGUCGUACCAGCUCUUCCUCGAGUACGCCCCCGGCGGGUCGCUCGCCGACGAGGUGGCCCGGAAUGGGGGAUCCCUCGGGGAGCGCGCCGUCCGGGCGUACGCGGCGGACGUGGCGCGCGGGCUGGCGUACCUCCACGCCCGCUCCGUCGUGCACGGGGACGUCAAGGCGCGGAACGUGGUGAUCGGCGCCGACGGCCGCGCCAAGCUCGCGGACUUCGGGAGCGCGAGGGCGCCCGGCUCCGCGCGCGCGAUCGGGGGCACGCCGGCGUUCAUGGCGCCCGAGGUCGCCCGCGGGGAGGAGCAGGGCCCGGCCGCCGACGUCUGGGCGCUCGGGUGCACGGUCAUCGAGAUGGCCACCGGCCGCGCCCCGUGGAGCGACAUGGACGACGUCCUCGCGGCACUCCACCGGAUCGGGUACACGGACGCCGUGCCGGAGGUGCCAUCCUGGCUGUCAGCGGAGGCCAAAGACUUCCUUGCCUGCUGCUUCGCGAGAGACGCCGCCGACCGGUGGACCGCCGCGGAGCUCCUGGAGCAUCCGUUCGUGGCAUUCGCCGGCGCCGACGAGAAGGCCCGGUGGGUGUCCCCCAAGAGCACGCUGGACGCCGCAUUUUGGGAGUCGGAGUCCGACGACGAGGCUGACGAGAUGCCGGAGGACGCGGCGGAGAGGAUCAAGUCGCUGGCGUGCUCCGCCUCGGCGUUCCCCGACUGGGACUGCGAGGAAGGCUGGAUCGAUGUGCUCGGCGAGCAGCAGAGCGAGGUCCAGGUGGCGAGCAGCGCGCCAAGCAAGGUGUCCGGCGUCGCGGCCGUGCCAGCUGGAGGCUUGGCUGUCGGCGGCGGCGUCCUCAGUGAUGAUGAACUGGAAACAGAGGACGUGCCGUUCGCUGGCGAUGCUCCUGCAGCCGAUGCUUCAGUUGGGCGUCAGAGCAAACGCUGUUCGAGUUCAGACUGCCAUGUAGGAGUACUGCCAUUUCAGCUAGUACUUUGCUGUAACGGAGUUAUUAUUGAUGAAAUAAAAUUAUGGCUUCCCACAAAAUUCGCUGUGCUGCUCUGCUUAAUUUUCCUCGUUCAUACUCUGCUCACGCCUAAUUGUUCAUCUGUCUACGAGACAGACCACGAUCGAUGUCUCGACGUCGCAACGGAGGGAAAAUUCCUAUUUAUUCAACUGCCGCUGUGCGUGCCUCCAACGGUGCCGUACCGUGCACUUUGUCUUCUUGUUGCGCUCAUGCUCCGGAACCCUCUGUCCACUCCUUUUUUUUAA